UUUCAUCAAAUUAUUCAAAUUCCACACACACAAAAUAAAACUACAGCCGUGAGAAUAAGCUGGAUCAUCAGAAGCAAAAUUCGCCUGAGGUGGUGGAUCCACCGAUGGCUGAACCGUCAAGGAAAGUCGAUCGCCUGACCUCCUCCUCCUCCUCUUCUUCUUCUUCUAGGUCCGGUGAAGAAUCCGUGACUGUUGAGAAGGAAAAUAGAGAAGUAAUUGGUGGUUCAGUUAACAAUGGCGUUACUGACUCUUCAGGGACCCCUCGGAUGGAACUUACCAGAGUAAAUACGUUGCCUCAAGAGAUUUUUAGUGCUGAGAAGCCACAAUCACCUUCAGAACAUCUUAAGUUGGGAAGAUCAAGAACUGAGACACCGACACAUAGUAGCGGGUUUGCUCAAGAGGCAGCAAAAAUUUUUGAUAAUAAAGUUUCCGAACAACAGAAGCUCAAAUUGUUGAAGAGAAUAGCUACUGUCAAAGAUGAUGGUACUGUGGAAUUUGAUAUUCCGGGUGAUGUUGAAACCACCAGAGUGCUUGGAACUGGAUCUGAAAGUGUACAUACUGCAGUUGAGGAUGAAUCUCUUGAUGCAACAGAACUUCAAUAUUUUCCACCUAUGCAGAUUGUAAUGCUUAUUGUAGGAACACGCGGUGACGUGCAGCCCUUUACUGCAAUUGGCAAGCGUCUGCAGGAUUUUGGCCAUCGAGUGAGGUUGGCGACCCAUGCAAAUUUCAAAGAGUUUGUCUUGACUGCUGGACUGGAAUUCUAUCCCCUUGGGGGUGAUCCAAAAAUAUUGGCUGGAUACAUGGUAAAAAACAAAGGAUUCUUACCUUCCGGACCUUCAGAAAUCCCUACUCAGAGAAAUCAGUUGAAGGAUAUUAUAUACUCUCUACUCCCAGCCUGCAAAGAACCUGAUAUGGAUACAGGAGUUCCCUUCAAAGCAGAUGCAAUUAUUGCUAAUCCCCCAGCAUAUGGGCAUGCACAUGUUGCAGAAGCAUUGAAAAUCCCAAUUCAUAUAUUUUUCACAAUGCCAUGGACGCCAACUACAGAAUUUCCUCAUCCUUUGUCCCGUGUUAAGCAACCAGCUGGAUAUAGGCUAUCAUAUCAGAUUGUUGACUCCUUGAUUUGGCUAGGAAUACGCGACUUAAUAAAUGAUGUUAGGAAGAAAAAACUGAAACUACGACCAGUCACAUACUUAAGUGGUUCCCAAGGCUCUGAGUUGGAUAUCCCACAUGCAUAUAUUUGGAGUCCUCACCUUGUUCCUAAGCCAAAAGAUUGGGGACCUAAGAUUGAUGUGGUGGGAUUUUGCUUCCUUGAUCUUGCGACGGGUUAUGAACCUCCAGAGUCACUUGUUAACUGGCUUAAAGCUGGUCCAAAGCCCAUAUACAUUGGGUUUGGUAGUCUUCCAGUUCAAGAUCCACAGAAAAUGACUGAGACAAUUGUUAAAGCACUCGAAAUCACUGGGCAAAGGGGAAUCAUUAAUAAAGGAUGGGGUGGUCUUGGAGACUUGGCGGAACCAAAAGAUUUUGUGUAUUUGCUCGAUAACUGUCCCCAUGAUUGGCUUUUCUUACAGUGUGCUGCAGUGGUGCACCAUGGGGGUGCCGGAACAACUGCUGCUGGUCUUAAAGCUGCGUGUCCAACAACUAUUGUCCCUUUCUUUGGCGACCAGCCAUUUUGGGGCGAAAGGGUGCAUGCCAGAGGUGUAGGCCCUUCACCCAUACCAGCUGAUCAAUUUACACUUGAUAAGCUGGUUGAUGCAAUCAAAUUCAUGCUUGAUCCACAGGUGAAGGAGCGGUCGGUAGAGCUAGCCAAAGCUAUGGAGAAUGAAGAUGGGGUCACUGGAGCAGUAAAAGCCUUCUUUAAGCAGCUACCACCCAAAAAACUCGAGCCUGAGCAGUCAUUGCCUAAAGAAUCAAGUGUCUUUUCAAUAAGAAGCUGCUUUGGCUGUUCCUAGACCUGAGUGGUAAAAGAUGUACUCCUGUAUUUGUGCAUUCUUCUCUAGUAACUAUUGUGUAUCCCAUUCUUGUAAUUAUGUAUUAUUAUUUAUAUGUAUUGCCACCGGUUAUCUUCUGCCAGAAAGAAAUUAUGAGCCGGUCUAUGCCGACCCCAACUUGCUUGGGAUUGAGGCGUAAUUGUUGUAAUCAUCACUCUUCCAUGAAUUUACUUGCACAUUGCUUCCCCCAAAAAAUACCAAUUGUAUUUCAUCAAAGAAGAACCCAGGUUGUAAUGACAGUUCCAAAUUUUCCUAGAA
Messenger RNA from Lycium ferocissimum, 2246 nucleotides. RefSeq names its product sterol 3-beta-glucosyltransferase UGT80A2-like. The record is from RefSeq and is a predicted model, not a curated record. Gene Ontology annotation, biological process: carbohydrate metabolic process. Bases 105 to 1949 code for a protein of 614 amino acids. Lineage: Eukaryota; Viridiplantae; Streptophyta; Magnoliopsida; Solanales; Solanaceae. The transcript is spliced from 14 exons. Gene Ontology annotation, molecular function: hexosyltransferase activity; UDP-glycosyltransferase activity.